This is a messenger RNA of Temnothorax curvispinosus, 2222 nucleotides long. Its product is annotated as CAAX prenyl protease 1 homolog. Gene Ontology annotation, cellular component: endoplasmic reticulum membrane. Gene Ontology annotation, biological process: CAAX-box protein processing. Lineage: Eukaryota; Metazoa; Arthropoda; Insecta; Hymenoptera; Formicidae. Gene Ontology annotation, molecular function: metalloendopeptidase activity. The transcript has 6 exons. The record is from RefSeq and is a predicted model, not a curated record. Bases 192 to 1523 code for a protein of 443 amino acids.
UUACUCCAAUCGACUACGCGCGCACCCGGCACCUCAAAAUACGUGUGUUUAUGUAAUUUUAACCUUUACAUCUCAACAUCUUAUCUUUCGUUCCACGCCGCGAAGGCCGUGAAGUAGGGUCGUAAAUCGCAGGGUGCUCGGCGAUAGAAAUUUGCUGAGAAUAUCUGGAGAUAUCUCGUUAACAUAUUAAAAUGGAGACACUUUUGAAUUUUUGGGAGAGACAUAUCCUCGAGACAAUUUUAUGCAUGAUAUGGCUGUUAAGCUUUUGGUAUUAUUAUUUGAACUUCCGCCAGAGAGCUCUGCUGAAACGUAUGGUUGAUGUACCAAAAGCGGUUGAGGAUUUAAUGACUAAAGAUAUAUACGACAAGGCUCGUGCAUACGCAUUGCACAGAAAUACCUUCAGUACUUUUCAGGAUGUAUAUUCGAAGAUCUAUAGUACAUUAACCCUGACGACUUUUGCCUAUCACUAUUUCUGGCAAUGCAGCAUUCAAAUAGCCAAGUACUAUGGUUUUAAUCAUGAGAACGAGAUACUGAUAAGUGCGAUAUGCAUGGUUUUUAUAAGCGUAUUUUCGUACAUAGCCAAUCUGCCGAUAGACAUAUAUGACACUUUUGUUUUGGAGGAGAAACAUGGCUUUAAUAAACAAACAGCUAUGUUUUUUAUUAAGGACGAAAUCAAAAGAUUCCUUGUGGGUCAAAUUAUCUCUUUACCUCUUCUGUGUGGCAUGAUUUGGAUUGUGCAAAAUGGUGGCGAUUAUUUCUUCUGGUACUUGUGGCUGUUAUCCGUAGUGGUCUCGUUAUUCUUGAUGAUUCUGUAUCCAGAAGUAAUCGCGCCAUUAUUUGACAAAUAUUCACCAUUACCUGACGGCGAAUUGAAGCAAAAAAUUGAAGAAUUGGCAGCUUCCUUGAAAUUUCCUUUGUACAAGCUGUUCGUGGUUGAAGGCUCCAAGAGAUCGUCACAUAGCAAUGCCUAUCUGUAUGGUUUUUACAAAUACAAAAGGAUAGUUCUUUUUGAUACACUCAUCAAGGAAUAUUGUAAGAAAGACAGCAACGAAACCGAUAAAGAGUGUGGUUGUGAAACAGAUGAAAUACUGGCGGUACUCGCGCACGAGUUGGGUCAUUGGAAACAUAAUCAUGCUGUGAAAGGAUAUCUGCUGUGCCAGAUAAUAAUUGUAGCCAAUUUCGUCAUGUUUGCCAAACUCUUGCGAUACACACCAAUGUAUAGCGCCUUUGGCUUUGUGGACACUCAGCCCAUCAUGAUUGGCCUAUAUAUAGUAUCAGCGUAUAUUUUAAUGCCACUGAAUACGGUGUUUAAUUUUGUCAGCGUGGUGAUUAGCCGAAGAUAUGAAUUUCAAGCAGACAGAUUUGCCACGAAAUUAGGCCACGGCGAGCCUUUAAAGGCAGCUCUAGUAAAAUUACAGAAGGACAAUUUGAGCUUUCCCAUAUACGAUAAAUUGUACUCCUGUUGGAAUCAUUCACAUCCGCCUAUGCUUGAACGAUUAGAAGCGAUAGAUAAAACUAAUUAAGGAACGAGUUUUUCAUUGUAUGCGAUUUUUAUAACUUGUUUCUCGACAUAAAAAAUGAAGCCUGGAGCGGCACAGCGAUACAGGCAUUAGUUGUUGUUUGCGUUAUUUUAUACGUUUUUUUUUCUUUUAAUUAUUCCACUAUCUAGUUGAGCGAACCUAAAUACGAGUCCGAGACAAUUAUGCUUCCUGUUUAUUGUCAUAAUGUCAAUGUGAUUCUGGUCUUAUUAUAAUAUCCAUCUUUUUACAAUCCACUCCAAUUGAAUAGGAACUUUUAAUAGAGCUUUACUAUCAUACGAUGUUUUUAUAUAUAAUAUAUACACAUAUAUAUUAAUAUACUCCAGCAUUUAAUAUUUACAUAUGUAAACAUUUUUCCAGUAUCAUUAAUGUCGUGAAAAAUGACCACAAUAUUUUGUAUUUUCUUAAUGUUUGUAGGGGUUUAUCUUACAUUUAAAUAUUUCGAGUAUACUUCAUUUUUCGAGGACAUAGACUAGAUUGUUAUAUUUGUACAUAUCCAUCAGAUCUUGCGCUUUACUAUUCAAUAUAUCGUUAUUUAUCAUUCCUAGAUGAAGAUUCUAAAUGCCAUUAAGUAAAAGUUCAAUUAACUUUAGGAUACGAUAAACAAAAUGUAAGUUGAUAUUCCAUUCAACAUUGUUUUUACAAUACUGGGAAUCUGUAAAAAUAUAUCACGUUUGUGAACAA